GCUAUGAAAAACUUGUGCAGACAUUCAUUCCUAUGAGAAAUUUGUGUCUAUGAGAAUUUUACUGUGCGCAAUUGAAUAAGUCAAAACACACGUGUGUGAGGACCUAACCUGGAUAAUUACUCUUAAAUAUUAAAAUAUUUUAUUUAAGAUGAAUUUAGAAGAGUCUAAGUCGAGAAUCAUUUUAAACGAAUACGUUGUUGCUAAUACAAAUGCUACUGACUACCCUGGAGGUUUCAGCUGUGAAGAGCCAUGGAGCCACAAGAAGUUUCAAAAGAACUUCCGCAUUGAAAUUGUUCGGUAUAAUAAAACGGAGAUGGAAUUCGACUUAAUUGGUGUACAUGCAGCAAUUGCCAAUGCAUUCAGGCGGGUGAUUCUCUCUGAGGUUCCAAGCAUGGCCAUCGAAAAAGUAAAGAUCUUCAAUAACACAACUUUACUUCAAGAUGAAGUAUUAGCUCACAGAUUAGGAUUAAUUCCAUUGAAGGCAGACCCCAGACUCUUUGAAUAUAAGGCUGAGGCGGAUGCUGAACCAACAGAGCAAGAUACUCUUGAAUUUGAGCUGAAGAUUAAGUGCACGUGGAAUGGCAAUGCUCCCAAAGACGCCACUCAUCCAGACGAUUUGUACAGAAAUCAUAAUGUAUAUACCAAACAUUUGAAAUGGAUUCCAAUUGGUGGUCAAGCUGACAUUUACAAUGCUGAACAAGUUGGUCCAGUUUUUGAAGAUAUUUUGCUGAACAAACUCAGGCCUGGCCAUGAGCUUGAUUUGCGAUUACUAGCUGUUAAAGGAAUUGGCAAGGAUCAUGCAAAAUUUUCUCCAGUUGCCACUGCAUCAUAUCGUUUGUUACCAGAGAUUACAUUAACCAAGGAUGUAGAGGGUGAAUUGGCAGAGCGAUUGCAGUCAUGCUUUUCCCCAGGAGUUAUAGGUUUAGAAGACAAUGGACAUGGGAAGAAAAGGGCGAAGGUAAAGGAUGCUCGCUAUGAUUCUUGCAGCCGAAAUGUCUUCCGAUAUGAAGACUUGAAAGACUCUGUGAAAAUGGCCCGUGUAAAAGACCACUACAUAUUUUCAGUUGAGUCUGUCGGCGCCCUUCCACCUGAUGUUCUAUUUGUUGAAGCAAUUAAAGUGUUAAAGAAGAAAUGCAUGACUUUCCUGGAAGAGCUGAAUGAGGCUGCUGCUGAGAAAUGAUGUGAGUCCGUAUAGAGCAGCCUUUUGUGUGUAUGUGUUGGAUAAAGGUGAUAAUAAUAAAACUAUAAAGAAAGACUAGGAUCAAAAGAUA
Thrips palmi is the source of this 1271-nucleotide messenger RNA. RefSeq names its product DNA-directed RNA polymerases I and III subunit RPAC1 (gene Polr1C). Gene Ontology annotation, cellular component: RNA polymerase III complex; RNA polymerase I complex. NCBI's taxonomy places the organism in Eukaryota, Metazoa, Arthropoda, Insecta, Thysanoptera, Thripidae. The transcript has 8 exons. Gene Ontology annotation, molecular function: protein dimerization activity; DNA binding. The coding region runs from base 149 to 1180 and encodes 343 amino acids. Gene Ontology annotation, biological process: DNA-templated transcription. The record is from RefSeq and is a predicted model, not a curated record.